CAGGAGACUGGUCUGCUGGGUGGCACGACCAGCCAAAUGUCAGAGGGCCCCAGCCACUGGGCUGUGGAGCCAAUCCCUGACAGCUGGGCCAGGAGUCCGCGGGGGAAAGCUAAGCAGAAAGAAAUCGGCAGUGUCGUUCCUCUUAAGAAGAGUUCGAUGUCCCUCACAGGGCAAGCAGACCACUCCCAGGACACCAGGAUUCCCUAAGACUUCCCAAGACACCUCUGGGUGUUGGGUGGCCUGCUGGCAACGCCUGCCUGUUUGCUGGGGUAGCCCAGCAGUCCCUCACUAUUUACUUUCUUUCCUCGGAGAGGCCAAAGGGAGGAACAGUGGCUCAAGGACAACCAACAACAAAAAAGCCGAGGCUGUGGGACAGCAGCUGGCUGUCAGCCUCAAGGAGGAGCUCCAGGCUCCAGGAGCUCGUGCUGAGGAGUGCCCAGGGGAGCUGCGGCCGGCCAGUGUGCACGAAAGAUAUACGAGGUGGUGGCCAGGGGCCCGAGGGGAGGCACACAGACACCUUGAUCCGGGCUCCCUUUCUUGCCUCCGGAACAGCUACGUUCCAGCGCAGCCCGCAGGAACCCCAGCAGGAGCUGGUGCAGCAUGGCAGCCCCUGGCUUUGUGCAGGAGAUGCACUCUGUGGGUGAGAGACUGUUGAAGAAGCUGCGAGGGCUGCCCCAGGCCGAGCCCGUGGAGCUUGUGGCCUUCUCCAUCCUCGUCCUCUUUACAGCCACUGUUCUGCUGCUGCUGCUGAUAGCCUGCAGCUGCUGCUGCACUCACUGCUGCUGCCCUGAGCGCAGAGGCAGGAAGGUCCAGGUGCGGCCCAUGAGCCCCCACUGAGGGACAGCAAGACAUGGAAGGAGAAGCUGGAGAAGCUGUCAGCCUGGCCCUGUGGCCCUCACGCCUCCAGACAAGGACCCCCCAGCCCCAGUUCUGGCCCUGUCCCGAUGCUAGGACGCUGACACCUGGAGCCUCACCAAGGAAACAAGGGCUGGGACACGCACAAAACUCCACCUGCUAGUGGACACUGGGUGUUGGGGAGGAGUCCACUGCUCAAAGACUGAGGACGCCAACCUGGGUCUUCUGCUGACCUUCACUUUUUAACAAGGACACAGGAGUCCCCAUACUUUGAUGGGGACCAGCCCACAUCUGUGGGGAGCUGGCCCUUGGGGCUCCACUGAUCCAUGCCAAAGAGGAACAAGCCAAUCAGAGGGACUUUGUGCAAUAGCUACUGGAUCCCAACCAAGGGGGAACAUGUCAGUAUUCUAGCCUGGUAUUUGCCUGUUUAUUUCCAAGUAAAAGCUUUUUGGUUAUAUAUUUCUGAGGUUGGCUGCACUCUGUGCAUCAGGAGGGCAGAGCUGGAAUUCUAGGGGUGUGGCCAGCCACUAUUCUUUCCAGGCCACUGCUCUCCCUAAGCCCAUGAAAACUGGAAAAUCACACAGGGAGGAGUCCCCCUCCACAGCCAAGAAACCAGUGGAGGGACACAGCAACAUUCCUGUCACCCAACAGUUAACAAGCAGUGGCUGAUGGAUACCCAAACUGUGCUAGGCCCGGGAAGGCCACCUAACAUUUUCCACUGUCUAUAACUUCUGCCUGGACACACCACACUAUCAGGCUUAAACCCCUGGAUCCCUAAACUUCUGAACUCCAAGAAAAGAGAUCAGGUCCCUAGUUUUCUCUAUAAUUACUUCCCCAUUUGUGGGCUCACACCUCACCUGCCACUCACUGGCUAUGUGACUCAACCUCUGAGCCUGUCUCCUCCCUGGUGAAGAAAUGGGCUCAUCCUGGCACCUGCUUCCUGUGGUGCACCAUGAGAAUAAACAAAGAUGACCUCCAUCUAGCACUUAGCACAGCUGAGCAUAGUUCUAAGAGCUCCAUUGAUACGAACUGACUUAUUCUCCCCUCUAGACAAGGGACCAACCCACAGCAACAUGGACCCAUUUUAAAGAAUGGAUCUGCUAAAAGGCAAUGCCCCUUCCUGCCUCCCUCCAGUUAACUUUCUCUUUGAGAGGUAGAGCUACAAACCCAGAAAUGGGGGAGAGAAGGCACAUGGAUGUGUCUCCCCACAUGCCAACGGGGCUGGACCAGAGCAUCUGACAGCACCUCCACACCAGCCCUCUGAAGCCAUAAAGGGGUCUGCAAUUUCCUGGACCCUUCCAUCAUCUGGUCUGUGCAGCACACUCCCCAGGUGCCUGAGAGCAGAGCCCUGUCAUGGAGAGGGGAUGCCAACCCUGUUAACUCUAGCUGGCAAUCUAGGCCACACAGGUGGGGGCAGGCAGGGCAGAAGCAGCUCUCACUAGCUGGCUCCACUUCCUGGUCUCCAGGACUCACCUGGCAGGUUUGAGUCAAAGGCCUGGGGAGGAAGGGUUUCCAUCCAAAAGAAAAGAAACCCAAGAAUCCACCUGUCCCUAGUAGUGACAAAGUAAGGGAUUCUAAAGAACAACGGCAACACUGAGGUCAGUGACAAUGAAGAGCUGGAAUCCACUGAGGGCUAGUCCACGCCCAGGAGCUGUCUAAGCAUUUCAAUGCAGAUCAAUUCAUUUAAUCAUCACAAUACUUUAAUGCCUUAGAUACCAUUAUUAUCCCCAUUUAUAGGUGAGUAGGUUGAGCCUCAGUGACACUAGAUGUCCAAGCUCAACCAGCUGAAAAGUGGCUGAGCCAGCCUCUGGGUCCAGUCUGUCUGGCUCCAGAGCUCCUGCUCACCACACCCAGGGCUCUGAGGCCUCCCGGAUGUAGGACAGAUAAGAUUCUUAUUAUCCUCCAGUUAGGAUAAUAAGAACCCUACUGCCCAAACACCCACACCCAAACUCUGUCUCAAAAUGACCUUCACAUGAGUUGGAGGAACCCAACGGGGAAGAGCUGGGAUGGAGCUCAACCAGGUGUCAGAAGAACAACCUCAGGAUGGUGGGAGGGAGGGGGAACCCUGCAUUUUUCACUCCUAGCACUGCUGGUUGGAGGGUCCUGGGAGCACUUGGUUGGGAAGCAGACCAGUGUUUGCCCGAUUCCUCCAGAAAGCAAGGUUUCAUUGGCAUCAAGAAUGGCCCUCCUAAAGAGUGGCUGAGGCUGAGAUUAUGCUAGGAAAGCCUCCAGUUCCCAGCCCAGCUGCUGGGAGUCAGGUGCCGUGAACAACCAGGGCACACACAGGUGUCUGGCGAGUCUAUGUGCACCCUCCUAUCCCAUGGCAGGCAGUACAAAACUGCUGGGUCCAAAUAUGAGGUUGUCCCUGCCUGCAGAAGACGUGCUCCUCCUGCUCCCUGGUGAACACUGAGCCCCCCAAGCUCUGCUGGGCCAAGUGCCACGCAGGCUCCCGCCCACUCAGGUAAACAAAGCUGCUCCAGCCCAACUCCGGGACACACAGCUCCUAGCACAGGGAGUUCCUGGGGAAGGGGGCUUGGAGAGGAGGCAGCUACACCCCCACUGUGGGAAAAAUAAACACAAAGACACUUCAGAGGCGGGCUGCCUGAAGAUGGCUAUAUAUAAGGGACGGCCAUCAGGUUGCCUCAGGCCUAGAGAACAUCUGACUGACUCUAGUCACCACCUGUCACUGUUCCAUGCCACACUGGACCAAGCCACCAGCAGUGCUUGCCAGGGCCACUGCACAGAGGCCUGUGCAGUUUCCACAGUGAUCUCACCAGCCUCCUCAUGCCACCCCACUGUGGCCUCUGCUCCACCAGCGUCUGCUCUCAGUUCCUCAGAAGGGCUGCGCUCCACACCAAAGAUCUUGCACCGUGCUGUGGGCGUAUUAUACCUCAUUACAACUACAAAACCUAUUGGGCAAGACUCUGAUUAGCAAAAUUUGGGAGAGCACAAAAAUUAUUAUCUGCUCAAUUAGUAACACUUUAAAGCAAUCUACAAUAAAAAUCUUUGUUAUGGCACAAAUGAGGAACACAAACUGUAAUACAAAUUUCAGAGCACAACUAAGGACAAAUGAAUUUCAUCCUUAAAACAUUCCCUCGCUCUCCUGCUCCGUGCCACACAACACUGACCCUAUCUCUGUCUCCAGUCUUUGUGUCUUAAUUUAUGCACUGCUUCCUCACAGGAGAGCAGGCAGAGCAACUGAGCUUCAGUACCUUCUCUCCUCCCCAUCAGUUCAUGCUCUUCACACCAACAUGCCAGAAGAAUUAUGCACCUGUGGAUAGCAGUUAGCUGAAACAGUCCACGCACCUUUCAUGUGUAUGACACAUUGUCUACACGUCUCACCUUUUUAAAUUUUUUUGGUUUUAUUUUUUAGUUGUUGAUAGACCUUUGUUUUAUUUAUAUGUGGUGCUAAGAAUCGAACCCAGUGCCUCACACAUGCCAGGCAAGUGCACUACCACUGAGUCACAGCCCCAGCACCUACACAUCUCAUUUUAAAUUGAGAAAGCCCACACAUUUCCUGGCUAAUCCUUCUGGGGUAGGGCGAGGGUCUUUUCUCUAAAUGUAGGCUGGCUGACUAGAGUUCUUGUGGUAUCUAUUUUGUAGUUUUGAUUUAAUUACAGCAGGCCAAGAUGGGCUGGGGAUGCAACUCAGUGGUAAAGCACUUGCUCAGUAUGCACAAGGCCCUGGGUUCCAGCCCUAGCAACAUCUCCCCACACACACACAAACACACACACACACACACACAGUUUGGAGUAGAACAAGAACUUAGGCUUUGCAAAGGAAUCUGAGUGUGAAAGUCCACUGAAUUUUUAUAAUGUUCCUAUUUAGUUAUCAUGUCUGCAUCUUUUUUGACAGGAAUAUAAUCCCAGUGAUUCCAAGGGGUCACACAGGUACCUGUAGAAACAACUUCUUUCUCUACUUACUCUGAGGCACAAUGUAGCAUUUCAGAGCUCAGAUUCUGUACAGCUAGUUCUCAACUAUAACUAGCUGGCAGUCCCAGCCCCAGGGCUCCCAGCUCUGGGCAGGUUCUUUCUGUGGACAGGUCAUCUAAACCAUACUUACUAGUUGUAUGACCUUGAGUAAGUUACUGAACUUCUCUGUGCCUGUGUCCCAUCUACAAAACUAGACUUUUAGGCAGGUGUGAAAUCCCAGUAAUUAAGGAGGUUGAGGCAGGAGAAUGGCAAGUUUGAUGCCAUCCUGGGCAACUUAGCAAGACCCUGUCUCAAAAUAAAAAUAGAAAAGGGCUGGGGAAGCUCAAAGGUAAAAUGCCCCUGAGUUCAAUCCCCAGUACCCCCCACCCAAUAAUGAAUAAAAUUUUUAAAAAUUGGUAUAUUAGUUAUCAUUGUUGCUUCAUUUGCUUAUGUUACAUUCGAUUAUGUAACUAUAACAAGUUCAACUGCCACAAACCAGUCUGGGGACAAACAACUGACUCUUGAUAAGACCCUGGCUUGACUGGUGGAGCUGAAGUACCAGGGUGUGCCAGAGACCAGCCUGCUGGCUGUGCGCUCCACAUGCCAGGGACAUGAGUCAGCAAGUUCUCCACAAGGAAGUGGAAAGCUUCAGGCAGGCCAGGUCCACGUAGCUCACGACAGUUAAGAAGGCUUUUUUUUUUUUUUUUUUAGAAUUUUUUAAUAUUUAUUUUUUAGUUUCUGGUGGACACAACAUCUUUGUAUGUGGUGCUGAGGAUUGAACCCAGGCCGCACGCAUGCCAGGCGAGCGCGCUACCACUUGAGCCACAUCCCCAGCCCCAGUUAAGAAGGCUUUGUUGCACUUGCUCAUCUGUCAGCCACUUGGCUACACCUGGGAGAGUCCCCUAGGAAGGUUUAAAACAACACAGCACCCUGCCAUCCCAAAGACUGAUGUGCGGGGCCUGGGCGUUUCUAGAGAUCCUAGAGACUGUCACAGCAGGGUUGAGGACCUAUGGGCUGGAAGAUAAGCUCUCAAAGGGCCAGCCCCACUCUUCUUGUCUCAGUGGCUGGCACAGUUCCUGGUCACAAAAGGCCCACCCAUCCUAGCUUUUAAAGCAGUUAAGGGUGGCCAUGAGGUUUUGGGCUUUGUUCCCUUUUCCUAGCUUCCCGAUCACACCAAUGGGUAGCAAUCAGCCACUCAGCAGCCAAGGCCUGGCCUGAGAGGCAACAGUUCUGUUUUUCUUCAUGUUUGCUGUUGUAUUUGGUUUAAUCCCUCCACUGGAGAAGACAGAAUAUGAAGAGGAUUGAUGUGACAUCCUGGGGGCCAAGAAGAUGAGAGGUGAGAGAAGCAAUGGAUAAGAAGGUCCCCCAAUAAAUUCCCAGCCCAGCCAGCAACUUGAAGAGGACACACAUAUACACACACACCAAAAAAAAAAAAAAAAA
Messenger RNA from Ictidomys tridecemlineatus (thirteen-lined ground squirrel), 6206 nucleotides. It is a transcript of the gene Smim5, whose product is annotated as small integral membrane protein 5. The record is from RefSeq and is a predicted model, not a curated record. NCBI's taxonomy places the organism in Eukaryota, Metazoa, Chordata, Mammalia, Rodentia, Sciuridae.